Columba livia (rock pigeon) is the source of this 1741-nucleotide messenger RNA. It is a transcript of the gene ORC4, whose product is annotated as origin recognition complex subunit 4. Gene Ontology annotation, cellular component: nucleus; nuclear origin of replication recognition complex. Bases 305 to 1615 code for a protein of 436 amino acids. Gene Ontology annotation, molecular function: ATP hydrolysis activity; DNA replication origin binding. The record is from RefSeq and is a predicted model, not a curated record. Gene Ontology annotation, biological process: DNA replication initiation; DNA replication. NCBI's taxonomy places the organism in Eukaryota, Metazoa, Chordata, Aves, Columbiformes, Columbidae. The transcript has 15 exons.
GGGGGCGGGAGGGAGGGGGGAGAGCCCGGUGUCACGUGGGGGGCGGCGCGGGGGCUGCCGGGAGCGCGGCAGUUGGGCGGGGCGCGGCGGGGCGCGCGGGCGGCGGUUGAGCUGCGGCCGCGUCAGCAGCCAGCCUGGUCCUUUGCAGGCACAGCUUGCCGUGCUGGGGAUGGAGGAUGCUGCCUUAAAAUAGAACGGGCAAAACGGGGAGAAGGGGGGGACGGCUGUGUGGAAUAAGUGUAGAUUGCCGUGGAGCAAGUCUUGGAAGCUUUCUGUUCGCAGGAAGAAGAUUAAAACUUCUGCAAUGAGUAAACGUAAGCUGAAAGAGAACAGUGGAGCAAAUGGCGAGUGCAUUUCACAGGUGCAAAAAAUUUUACGUGAAAGAUUCUGUCACAGUUAUGCCACUGGAAAACCGUUUGGGACUGAACAGCAGCACAGACAUCUGCUGGAACUGCUGAAACGAACUACAGUUCACGGAGAAAGCAAUUCUGCACUCAUUAUUGGAGCCCGAGGAUCAGGAAAGACUGCGUUAUUAAAUCACGUCUUAAAAGAACUCAAGGAAAUAAAACAAGUCAGAGAGAACCUCUUGGAAGUUCAUCUGAAUGGCCUCCUGCAGACUACUGAUAAAGCGGCCCUGAAGGAGAUCACCAGACAGCUGCAGCUGGAAAAUGUGGUUGGGGAUAAAGUUUUUGGCAGUUUUGCUGAAAACCUUGCGUUCCUUCUCGAAGCUUUAAGGAAAGGAGAUCGAACAAGCAGUUGUCCAGUCUUGUUUAUACUGGAUGAAUUUGACUUGUUUGUUCAUCACAAGAAUCAGACACUGCUCUAUAACCUCUUUGACGUAUCCCAGUCAGCGCAGACUCCGGUUACAGUUAUUGGACUUACGUGUAGACAAGAUAUCCUGGAGCUCUUGGAGAAGAGAGUAAAAUCAAGGUUCUCUCACCGACAGAUACACUUGAUGAAUUCCUUUAACUUUAAACAAUACAUUAAGAUAUUCAAGGAACAGCUUUCUCUUCCUGCCGAAUUUCCUGAUGAGUCUUUUGCACAAAAAUGGAAUAAUAAUGUCCAGCAUCUCUCAGAGGACAAAACUGUGCAAGACGUGCUGCAGAGCCUUUUUCACUACACCAAAGAGCUGCGCUCGCUUCAGUUGCUGCUGAUGCUCGCUGUAAGUAACGUUACUGUGCAUCACCCACUCAUCGCUGCGUCAGAUCUUCACGAAGCAAGCAAGCAGUAUAGAAUGGACUCAAAAGCAAAUAUUGUACACGGUUUGUCUGUCCUGGAAAUCUGCCUGAUUAUAGCUAUGAAACACUUAAAUGAUGUUUAUGAAGGAGAACCGUUCAACUUCCAGAUGGUUUACAACGAAUUCCAGAAGUUCAUACAAAGGAAGGCGCAUUGUAUGUACAACUAUGAGAAGCCGGUUGUCAUGAAGGCAUUUGAACACUUGGUGCAACUGGAGUUAGUAAAACCACUGGAAAGGCCGUCUGUCCGUGCGCAGAGGGAGUACCUCCUCAUGAGACUGCUGCUGGACAACAACCAGAUCAUGGACGCGCUGCAGGUGUAUCCCAACUGCCCCACGGACGUCAAGCAGUGGGCCGCCUCGUCCCUCAGCUGGCUCUGAGCUCUUUGGAACUUAAAAUAUCACUUUCUGCGUCAUCAAAGCUUUUGGGGUUAACUGUCACCUCCAGAAGAUGUAAUGUUUCCCCACGGUUGGGUGUUCAGGUUAAUAAAUUUUUGUAAGAAGGUU